CUCGCACGGCCUCAUCCUUCUGGAACAUAUACCUCGGCUCUCGUCGCGUCCGCGGCGACCUUGUCCCCGCUCGCAGAUGAUAGAGUAAGCAAGCCUCACUCGUCAUAUUCCCUCCAAUUCUCCAACCUCUGCCUCGCCUCGCUCCCCCCCCUCCCUCCUGCCGCGCUUCCGCGGAAUGCCUAUGGGGCAUGGGCAAACGAGUCCGACUCAGGCCGGCACGAGAAUACGCGGGCGGAAUGACUGCGGGGUGUUUGAUUCCGCUCCGAAACCUCGCGCUCGUGAUUGUACCCAGACAUUCCAAAGAUAACAAAUGUCGCCCGCCCUUCCUGCCUUUCCCGAUCCUCUCAUCACCCACUCAUCAUGCUCCACGGCAAGGAGAGGCAACGCCGCGCCCUUGUCAUCGGCGCUGGGCCCGUCGGCUCCCUCACCGCCCUCAGCCUCCACAAGCGCGGCUGGGCUGUCGAGGUAUGGGACACGCGUGACGAUCCCCGCGGGCGCGAAAUCGCCGUCAACAACCUCCGGAGUAUCAACCUGAACAUCUCGUCACGGGGCUACGCGGCCGUCGCCUCCGUCGACCCGGCGUUCGCGGACGCGCUGCUCGCCGAGUCGAUCCCCAUGCCCAGCCGCCUCAUCCACCACCUCGACGGACACACCGAGGCGCAGCUGUACGACCCGCUGCGCGGCAACUGCAGCAACUCGAUCCACCGCGGCCUGCUGAACCAGCGCAUGACCGAGGCCCUACCAGCCGGCGACGGCGGCGUCGUCGUGCGCUUCAACACCAAGCUUGCUAGAGUCGAGUUCGGGGCGCGUACGGCCCACGGCGUGCGCACGAAGCGCGGAGAACCCGCCCUCCUCGAUUCGCCGCCGGAGACGCCGCAGAUCCCGGUCCUUGCCAAGGCGGAAAAGGUUGAUGCCGAGUUCGACCUCAUUGUCGGUGCUGAUGGGAGCUGGAGCAAGGUCCGGCAGGAGAUGAUGCGCGCGGAGCGCAUCGACUUCUCCCAGAGCUUCAUCCCGCACGCAUACAUCGAGCUGCACAUGGAUGCGGAUCCAAGCAAGCCUGGCGGCUUCGCAAUGCCACCCAAUCACCUGCACAUCUGGCCGCGACACAAAUUUAUGCUGAUUGCUUUGCCCAACAAGGACGGCUCCUUCACCCUCACCCUCUUCAUCCCCUUCGACGAGCUGCACGCCCUCUCCACGCCGGAUGAGGCUCGCGCCUUUUUCCAAAAGCACUUCCCCGACGCCUGGGACAUUGUCGGCGAAAAGCUCGUGGACGAGUUCAUGGAGCACCCGCGCGGCAAUCUCGUGACGAUCAACGUCACACCAAGCACGUACUCUAGCCACUCAGUGUUGCUGGGGGACGCAUGUCACUCGAUGGUCCCAUUCUACGGCCAGGGCCUGAACUGUGGCCUCGAAGACGUCCGCGUACUUGGCACCUACCUCGACCGCUUCUCGAUCUCGCCCAAAACCACUCUCCCGGCCGGCGCGCACGACCCAGAGCUGGAAGCCGCGCUGACCGCCUACUCAACUGAGCGCGCAGAGGAUCUCGCGGCAAUCUGCGACCUCGCGCUGGCGAAUUACACGGAGAUGCGCUCGUCCGUGCUGAAUCCGUUGUACCACCUGCGGCGCGCGGUCGACUACGUUCUUACGCGCAUCUACCCGUCGACGCCGCGCGAGCUCACGCCGGGCAUCGCGUUCCCCACGCCGGAAGUGCACGGCUGGACCGCGCUGUACGAUAUGGUCACGUUCCGACCAGACAUCCCGUAUGCGGAGGCGGCGAGGCGUGAGGCGUGGCAGAAGAAGGUGGUCGCGAACGCUGCGGGUGUCGGCGGUCUCGUGGGAGCCGUGGGCGUGGGUGUGCUGGCGCUCAAGGCAGCAAAGCCGUGGUUGGCACGGAGGUAGUGUUAUGUUGGGUUUCAAUAGUUGUGUGUGUGUGAUAUGAUGGAUUUACGGCCCGGCAGCUACUACGACAAUGUUACCGCAUGGGAGCUCACCUGAGCUCGACCGUAACUCUGCGACUGUACCCCUCUUGGUCUUG
Messenger RNA from Cutaneotrichosporon oleaginosum, 2035 nucleotides. RefSeq lists its product as uncharacterized. The record is from RefSeq and is a predicted model, not a curated record. Gene Ontology annotation, biological process: quinolinate biosynthetic process; L-tryptophan catabolic process. Gene Ontology annotation, molecular function: kynurenine 3-monooxygenase activity; FAD binding. NCBI's taxonomy places the organism in Eukaryota, Fungi, Basidiomycota, Tremellomycetes, Trichosporonales, Trichosporonaceae. Gene Ontology annotation, cellular component: mitochondrial outer membrane.